Molecule: messenger RNA, 762 nt
Organism: Cololabis saira (Pacific saury)
Lineage: Eukaryota; Metazoa; Chordata; Actinopteri; Beloniformes; Belonidae
Exons: 6
Coding region: 271-762 (163 amino acids)
Source: RefSeq, a predicted model, not a curated record
UCAAAUAAUUUUGAGAACCACUGUUCAUGUACUACUCUGUGAAUUUGGAUGAUAAUCUAACUGCAAAUGUGUUCUGCCCUUUCCAGUCAUGUAUGUGAGGGCUGUGUGGAAGGAGGGUGACAGAGAGGAGGAAGGCGUGGUCCCACAGAACUGGGUUGAUGGGAAGGGGAAAAAAUUGUUCGGUGGCCUUCCAGUUAUAGUGUGACUAAAACCGAGAAGGCUAUAAGGGAUCGGGUGGAGCCAGAGGAGGACUGGCUCGUCUUCCCCUUAAUGAAGAUAAAGAUGACAUCCGCAAAGCGCAGAGAAUGUGCCAUCUACAACCUGACAAGCCUAGCUGAGGAUGAAGAGGAAGACGACGAGAGAAUGGCUAAAAAGAGGCCACGGAAGAAGAAACACAUUCCAGACUUUCUUGAAAAUGAUACUUCUGAAUCCGAUGAGGAAAGCAACAGAGGUGUAACCCUGUCAAGCUUUCCGGAGCCUCCAGCCAAGGUUUCUCCCCUUCGUGAUUCAGGCAUUACUGAACAUCCAGAAAGGGGUGUUUCCAGGUCCAGGUCUCGCUCCACCAGACGCCUGUCCAGGUCUCCCAACCCCACUCCCUCCAGCUCGGCCACGUCUCACUCUGCCAGACGCCCGUCCAGCACUCCCUCGACCAGACGCCCGUUCAAGUCACCCAACCCCACUCCCUCCAGCAGCUCGACGCCCGUCCACGUCUCCCUCCCCCAGACGCCCGUCCAGGUCUCCCUCCCCCGGACGCCGGUCUAG